AUGGGCGCCUUACUCCGCUACCUCACCACCACUGAGGGCUGCGAUCUGGUCAUAAUCAGUCGCGGAGAGUUCUUCUUUGUCCACAAAGCCAUCAUCGCUGCGCACUGCCCGGUGUUGGAGGAGGACGCAUGCAAGUCAACGUUCCUUGAUGGUGAGGCCUACACUCUGGAUGCCAUCUCUCCAGAUGUCUUACGCAAAGUCCUCACUUUUAUGUACACUGGCGACAUUCCUGAGACCUUCCAAAGCUCCCUCGCUGCUUCAGCCAAACUUCCUCUCAACGAAAAGUUUCCCGCGACUGACGCGUUCCUCGUCACUCUCACUGUCAACGCAAAGCCGACUACUGUCAACCUCAACGACGGUUCGUCAAAGGCGGUUGACACCAUGACCAACUCCGAUAAAUGGGCAAUCUUGAUGGCAAAGCAGGCCUUGAUGAAGGAUCCCUAUGAUACGCUUCCAUGCAAGAAUUCGGACGAAGUCUUCCUUGAACUAAAUAUAUACCUCGUGGCGAAACAGCUCGAGAUCAAUCCCUUGAAGAAGAUCGCCAUGCAAAAAAUCGUUGCUUGGUUUGAGAACGAACUUGGUGCAGGAUUGCCACUGUCCGAGGACUUCCAUGCCUGGGCAGGUUGCAUUCUCAGAGCGUACGAAGACUUCACAAAACCGUUUUUCGGUCUCUGUGCGGCGCACCUUCCUGUUGUGGAGAAAGACAGUGCUCUGACAUCUUUGCUUGAGAAAUGCAACCCAAAUUUCUGGGAGAUGAUGAUGUGCGUCCGUACCCAGUGGAAAAAUGAACUCACGGAGCAGCGGCAUGAGUUGCAAAAGAGCAAGGAGCAGAUUGUGGAUCUGAAGACUAUCACUAAGCAGCAGAUGGCUGCAGCGGCCGAUCUCGAGAAGGCAUAUCAAACGAAAACGGAGUUUUUGGGGAAGUCGCUAUCGCUGGCCGAGGGCAGGAGAGAGGCUGCACAAACAAUGGUCCAACAGCUCGAAAACCUCACGCGAUCCUUACAAGAUGACCUGCUGAAAGAGAAGGCACAUACACUGCGAUUGAAGGAGAACAAUGCCCAGAAACAGAAGAAGCUUCAGACAAAUGACCCUUCCGUCCAAAAACUCCAGAAGGAAGUUGAGGAUUUGAAGAGGUUGGUCAUCAACAAAGAACAGGCGUUGGAACAAUCGAAAGCGGCCAACCAUAAAGUCAAGCAAGAGCUUCGGCAGGAGAGAGACCGGCUUCGCACUGAAUUUGCGAAAUUCAAGAAAUAA
Molecule: messenger RNA, 1254 nt
Organism: Cladophialophora psammophila CBS 110553
Lineage: Eukaryota; Fungi; Ascomycota; Eurotiomycetes; Chaetothyriales; Herpotrichiellaceae
Exons: 2
Coding region: 1-1254 (417 amino acids)
Molecular function (GO): protein binding
Source: RefSeq, a predicted model, not a curated record